CGCUUACCCUCUCUCCCAGCCAGGCAGGCAGCAGAGCUGUGCCGAGCGGAGCCGAGCGGAGCCGAAGAGCCGAGGCGAGAUUAGCGGGCACUGCUGAGGGGGGGGAUCCCUGGGCGAAUGCACAGCGCUAUAAUUGUAGCCACCCCGGUUUUUCAUUUUUAUUCUUUUUCCUUUUGGUUGAUGUCGUUCGCUCUUCUUUUAUUUUUUACAAAUUUUAAUUCCCUCUCACCCCUACACCCCUCCUCCUCCCCCUCCUCCUCUUCUCUGCUGCUGCCGCCGCUGCACCACCACAACAGCCGUACCUCCUCAAUGCAAAACUAGCUAGCCUGAGAGAGCUAGCCGCCGCACACAGCGACCGACUGGUGGGGAGAUUUCUCCGAUUUCUCGUAUAGUAAGGGGGGAAACGAGCCGAGGAGGGAAAGGAGGAAUACCGAAGAAAAUAAUCAACACCCAGAAGUUAUUUUUGAUUGUGUGUUGCCCGCUGGCUGGCGCUUUUUUCCGGACCUAGUUUCAGGGACUGUGCUGAGGGAGAUCUAACCGACUGACUGACUGCAGCGGCGGCAAUGAGGAUUCCACAGAAAUACUAGCCAACAGCUAAAAAACAUUAACGAUCAUCUUCAGAAGAUUUUCGGUUGGGGAAUCGCACCCGUUGGAGGGGUGGCGAUUUCGGGGGGGGAGGGGGGUCCUUUGCCGGUGUUUUUUGGUCUGGUCUGGCUGCUAGCUCUGUGUUUGUGGAGGUUUAGGAGCCAGGCGGAGGGGAAGGAGAAGGAGGCUGCCGCCGCUAAUGGCUGCUCCGGGAAGCUGGACACGAACCGCCGCCGCCUGAGGUGGAAGCAGCUCAGGAUGCAAGCCCCCCCCCUCCUCUUCCCUCUGCCAGCCUGCUCCCGGCUACUCCCCCGCUGAGCUCACCAUGACCAGCCAGCACACACACCCCCCCUUCAGCAACAUCCAGUCCAUGGCUGAACAGCAGCAGGUGCUGUCUGAGAUGACCAUACUGCAGAGGAGGAUCCCCCCGAGUUUUCGAGACCCAGCCAGCGCCCCGCUGAGAAAGCUCUCCGUCGACCUCAUCAAGACUUACAAGCACAUCAAUGAGGUGUACUACACGAAGAAGAAGCGGCGGGCGCAGCAGGUGCCACCGGAGGACUCCAGCACCAAAAAGGAGCGAAAGGUUUACAACGAUGGCUACGACGACGACAACUACGACUACAUUGUGAAGAACGGGGAAAAGUGGCUGGACCGCUACGAGAUCGACUCGCUAAUCGGCAAGGGCUCCUUCGGACAGGUGGUGAAAGCCUACGACCACCACGAGCAGGAGUGGGUGGCCAUCAAAAUCAUCAAAAAUAAGAAAGCCUUCCUGAACCAGGCCCAGAUCGAGCUGAGGCUACUAGAACUCAUGAACAAACACGACACUGAGAUGAAAUACUAUAUAGUCCACCUGAAGAGGCACUUCAUGUUCCGGAACCAUCUCUGCCUGGUGUUUGAGCUCCUCUCCUACAACCUGUACGAUCUCCUACGCAACACCAACUUCCGGGGCGUCUCCCUAAACCUGACGCGGAAGUUUGCGCAGCAGCUGUGCACGGCGUUGCUCUUCCUGGCCACGCCGGAGCUCAGCAUCAUCCACUGCGAUCUCAAACCCGAAAACAUCCUGCUGUGCAACCCCAAACGCAGCGCCAUCAAAAUCGUCGACUUCGGCAGCUCCUGUCAGCUCGGCCAGCGGAUUUAUCAGUACAUCCAGAGUCGGUUCUACCGCUCUCCUGAGGUCUUGCUGGGGAUGCCCUAUGAUCUGGCCAUAGACAUGUGGUCUCUGGGCUGCAUCCUGGUGGAGAUGCACACGGGUGAACCCCUGUUCAGCGGCUCCAAUGAGGUGGAUCAGAUGAAUAAAAUAGUGGAGGUUCUUGGGGUUCCCCCAAACCACAUGCUGGACCAGGCCCCCAAAGCUCGCAAAUACUUUGAUAAGCUCUCUGACGGCCUGUGGACCGUCAAGAAGAACAAGGAUAUAAAGAAGGUACUAUACCCUUCAGCCUCUGAAUAUAAGGCUCCAGCGACGAGGCGGCUGCAUGAGAUCUUAGGGGUGGAGACCGGGGGUCCCGGGGGGAGACGGGCUGGUGAGCAAGGCCACGCCCCCUGCGACUACCUGAAGUUUAAGGACCUGAUCCUGCGCAUGCUGGACUAUGACCCGAAGACCCGCAUCACACCGUUUUAUGCCCUGCAGCACAAUUUCUUCAAGAAGACGACAGACGAGGGCACCAACACCAGCAGCUCCACCUCAACGAGCCCAGCCAUGGACCACAGCCACUCCACCUCCACCACCAGCUCCGUCUCCAGCUCUGGUGGAUCUAGCGGUUCUUCCAAUGACAACCGAAAUUACCGGUACAGCAACCGGUACUACAACAGUGCCGUCACUCACACGGACUACGAGAUGCAGAGCCCACAGGCGCCAUCCCAGCAGCAGUUGCGUAUCUGGCCGGGCAGUGAGGGCGGUCUGGGCCCGCUGUCAAACAGUGGCAGCGAUGCGCCGUAUCCGCAGCUCCUCCUGCACAAGCCUGCCGCCUCGCAGCACGCCCGCCACUUCCUCGGCAACGUGGGGGGCAUGAUGGACCCCCCCCAUCACCCCCACCCAGUCUACGGCGGGGGUCACCACGGCAAUGGCCGGCCACUCCGGCAGCAGCAGCAGCAACAGCAGCAGCAGCAGAGCCAGGCCCAGGGUCAGACUCCGCAGGGUCCGCAAGGCCAGACGCUGAUGCCAGUCUCGUCUCCGCAGAUGCAGGACAGCAUCGAGCUGAGCCUAACGCACCACCACCACCUGGCCCAGUCUUCCAUCGUGCAGCCCCCGCCGUCGAGUUUGGACUCCAGUCAGUACGGAUCCUCCAACAUCCACCUGGGCCUCUCCGCCUUUCGGACUAGAACGGCCCUGGCUCCGCCCCCCCAGCCUCCGACGGCCUCCUCGCAGCAACAGCUGGCCCAAGCCCCGGCCGCUCAGGACAGCAUGGUGCCUGCCUCCGGCCUGGGCUACAUCCCCCCCUGUUACCCAGGCAACAACAAUAAUAACCCACCGCCCCAGGGCAGCGGGAUGCUUACCGGCGCCCCCCCAAGGGGCGGAGGAGCAGGGGUCGUGCGGCCAGAUUCGGAAGAGUCCAUCAUGAUGGGCGUGUGCGGAAGCGGGGGAGGCGGCGGCCAGAGCGCGGCCAACUCUUGAUAAAUCUUGAACAAAUUCCAAAAGCCAUACAAAAAAAAAAGAAUUUUAACGAGAAACAUAAAUGAUUAAAAACAAACAACAACUGCAUACACAAACAUAAACACACACACACACGUAGUCCACACCCACACCACACACACGGCCACACGACAGAGAAAAAACUUGUGAAAUAUCAAAGGAUUAUUUUGGUUGUUUUUUGUUUUAUUUUCUGUUUUGCAUGGGGGAGGAGAAUGGGAAGAUUUAAUUUUCCUUUUCUUAAUUUUGUUUGGAAGGAAAAGAGCGGGAGGUGGAGCGGUCAGAGCAGAAAGUUUUAGGACGUUUGUUUUUAUCGUUAUUCUUAUUAUAUUAUUGGAUUUUAUGUGAGAAUAGGUUUGCAGCGAGAGAUUUCUUUUUGGGUUUUUUUUUCGUUCUGUUUUGUUUGCCAGGCCCCCAGGUGAGUGGAGAUCGGAGCGAUGAAUGUGUUAGAGGAGGGAAGCAGCAGGAGAAAGAGAGAGGGAGAGAAGAUCCUAUAUGAUGUUUUCUUUUUAGUUUAAUUGUACAUUUUUAAUUUAUUAAGAAUCACUACAGAAGGAGAGAGAUGGUGGGAUUGGGAGGAGAGCUAAAGAGGUGGGUGUUUUUUGUUUUGUUUUGUUUUUCGGGUUUAUUUAUUCGACGUGUUUAUUUUAUUUAUACAGGUUUGUUUUUAUUUUUGAGGGACAGACGACACUCAAUGCAUACACAAAACAAAACAAACAAACAAAAUGGGAUUGAGUUGUUUUUCAUUUCGACUUUCUCUCACCCGUGACUUACACAAACACUUUUGUUACUGAUUGACUUUUUUUUUUUUUGUUUGUUUCUUUUUUUCUUUUUUAUGUUUCCAGUCUUUUUCUCGCUUGACACACUGGCUUAUAUAUCUCAAAACUAUGAAACAAAUCUUACGAAUAAAAUAAAGCAAAUGACAAAAACCGUAGUCACACCACGGUGAGAAAAACCACGCAAGGAGGAGGAGGCGGAACCAUUUUGCCGACGCGAGCCGCUCCGAAAGCGAAGAGGGGGGACCUUUAGCUAAAUCUUUACAGAAAAAAAGGAGGAAGUGAAAAAAAAAACGACAAACAAAACACUCGGCCAGAAGGAAAACCAAAAUGCUUCCCUGAUGUUUGUUUUUCAGAAAAAAAAUAGUCUGCCUUCUUCAUCAUCCUUACCAGACUUUCUCACCUCUUUUCUCACGUUUAUUUGUUUUCUCUCUCUUUCUCUCUUGCUCCGUUUCUCUUUCAUUCUUCUCCUUACUUUUGUUUUUCGACAGGAAUCGGUGAAAAGCGCAUUUGUAUUAACUCUGGAUAUGCUAAGCCAAAUCUUGCUCUUUUUCCCUUUCUCUUUUUUCUCACUCUCUUUGCUUUUUUUCUCUCUGUCUCUAGCUUAUCACUCUUUUGUUGUUUUUCUGUUUUUUUUUUCCUUUCCUUUUCUUCCUGGCCCCAUAUUUGUGUUGGAAGGAAGAGGAGACGGGUGAGAAAAGCAGGAGGGAGGAAGCUGUAAAAACGAAGGAGACUCCUCCGCCACGCCCUCCUGCUCUAACCUCUCUCUCUCUCUCUCUUUCUCUCUCUCUCUCUCUCUCUCUUUCUCUCUCUCUUUCUCUCUUUCUCUCUCUCUCUCUCUCUCUCUCUCUCUCUCUCUCUCUCUCUCUCGUCUUUCCUCCCCCUUCCUCCUUCCUCCUCUGCAACACUCUGUGAGUGCUGUUUUGCCAUCAAGUCAAAAAAAAAAGAAAAAAAAAAAGUGAACUACUUCUCUCUCGGCUGCUAUCUCCACUCUCAACCAUGUUCGGAUUGCUGCUAAAGAAAACAAA
Pygocentrus nattereri (red-bellied piranha) is the source of this 5015-nucleotide messenger RNA. It is a transcript of the gene dyrk1b, whose product is annotated as dual-specificity tyrosine-(Y)-phosphorylation regulated kinase 1B. Gene Ontology annotation, biological process: protein autophosphorylation; positive regulation of DNA-templated transcription; peptidyl-threonine phosphorylation. The transcript has 11 exons. Gene Ontology annotation, molecular function: protein serine/threonine/tyrosine kinase activity; transcription coactivator activity; protein serine/threonine kinase activity. The coding region runs from base 911 to 3196 and encodes 761 amino acids. Gene Ontology annotation, cellular component: nucleus. NCBI's taxonomy places the organism in Eukaryota, Metazoa, Chordata, Actinopteri, Characiformes, Serrasalmidae. The record is from RefSeq and is a predicted model, not a curated record.